CAAUCAAUCUCUCUCUAAUUAUUAUUAAUGAAAUUCUAAUGAUUCUGAAGCCGACGAUUCCUUUGUUUACCAGCAGCAAUUACUGCAUCAUCGAUUUUCCCGCGCUCUUCUCUCCGUUCUGCCGCCGGCGGCCGGCCACCUUAUCACGCCGCUUCUCCCACCUCAACAUGUCGUCCUCCUCCAACACCGCGCCUUCAGAGAUUCAUGAGAUGAUCACAAUAUCCUAUUCAGACCUAUGUGACAGAACUGCCGAUUUAUCAGCCCAGAUUGAACAAGGUUUUGGACCGACUGGAUUAGGAAUUUUAUCGAUUUCGAAUGUCCCUUGUUAUUCAUCUUUGCGGAAAAAUCUUCUACCGCUCUCCCCCAGAUUAGCCCUUUUGCCUGAACAAGUGAAGGAAGAACUGGAAGAUCCAAACAGUAGAUACAACUUUGGAUGGAGUCACGCGAAAGAAAAACUUGAAUCCGGAAAACCUGAUAUGUUGAAAGGCUCCUUUUAUGCAAAUCCAGUGUUUGAUAUUCCUACAACUGAUGCAUUCCUUAUACAAAGGUAUCCAUCAUACUGUGGACAGAAUAUAUGGCCUAAUAGAGAUUUACCAGAACUUGAAAUGGCUUUCAAAUCUCUUGGAAGGCUGAUACUGGAUGUUGGGCUAAUGAUUGCCUAUCACUGUGAUAAAUAUGUAUCCAGAAGGCUGAAAAGACAUGAAGGCGAAGGGCUUGAGCAGACACUUAUUCGCUCUCGUUGUCACAAAGGCCGUCUCCUUUACUAUUUCCCUUCUGAGUGGAGUGACCAUAGCACAACUGACGACUCCAUGUCAUCUUGGUGUGGUUGGCAUACUGAUCAUGGCUCCCUAACAGGUCUUACCUGUGCCAUGUUCUAUAAAGAUGCAGCAGAAGUUCCAUGCCCAGAUAAAGCUGCUGGUCUGUACAUUAGAGCACGCAAUAACCAAGUAGUCAAAGUGGCAAUUAGAGAAGAUGAAAUAGCAUAUCAGAUUGGCGAAACUACUGAAAUUUUAUCAAGAGGCCUUCUUUGUGCAACACCUCAUUGUGUCCAGGCACCUAAAGGCAAGGAGGCAUCUGGAAUAGAACGCUCUACAUUUGCACUUUUUAUGCAGCCUGACUGGAAUGAAAAGCUUAAUUUUCCAGACACAGUCCAUAUUCAUCAAGAGAUAAUCUCAUCCCAUGACUCCCUUACAUUUGGAGAAUACACAGAAAAGCUUCUUGACAAGUACUAUCAUCUGAAAUCAUGAAAUCUCAUGUUUUCUCACUUUUUUUCCUCUAUCUAUGUUUGGACUUGGUUGUUUGUCAUCAAUUUAAUUUGAAUAAUGCAGACUUUUGAGGAGACUAUAAGCAAAUUAGUCACAGCUCACAUUUGUGUAUUGAUAAUAAAGAGAGUUGUUUUAAGAAAAUAUCAUGAUGAAAUCCAUUGAUUUUUUU
Messenger RNA from Impatiens glandulifera, 1434 nucleotides. RefSeq lists its product as uncharacterized. Bases 39 to 1247 code for a protein of 402 amino acids. Lineage: Eukaryota; Viridiplantae; Streptophyta; Magnoliopsida; Ericales; Balsaminaceae. The transcript is spliced from 15 exons. The record is from RefSeq and is a predicted model, not a curated record.